Rubroshorea leprosula is the source of this 1497-nucleotide messenger RNA. The record is from the annotation of a GenBank genome assembly. Lineage: Eukaryota; Viridiplantae; Streptophyta; Magnoliopsida; Malvales; Dipterocarpaceae.
AUAGAGGCGGGUACCUUAACAACGCACGCACAGACUCCUCCAUCUUCCACAGUCCCUCGAGAGAGAAGAUCACUCCGAAAUUCAAAGGCAAAUAGAAAAUGGCAGAUGGUGAGGAUAUUCAGCCCCUUGUUUGUGACAAUGGGACUGGAAUGGUCAAGGCUGGAUUUGCUGGAGAUGAUGCUCCUAGGGCAGUGUUCCCUAGCAUUGUGGGCCGCCCUCGCCACACUGGUGUGAUGGUUGGCAUGGGCCAAAAAGAUGCUUAUGUGGGUGAUGAAGCACAAUCAAAGAGAGGUAUUUUAACUUUGAAAUACCCAAUUGAGCAUGGUAUUGUAAAUAAUUGGGAUGAUAUGGAGAAAAUCUGGCAUCAUACCUUCUACAAUGAGCUUCGUGUGGCCCCAGAAGAACAUCCAGUUCUCCUCACAGAAGCUCCUCUCAACCCCAAGGCCAAUCGUGAAAAAAUGACUCAAAUUAUGUUUGAGACCUUCAACACCCCUGCUAUGUAUGUAGCUAUCCAGGCUGUCCUUUCCCUUUAUGCCAGUGGUCGUACAACUGGUAUUGUUCUGGACUCUGGGGAUGGUGUGAGCCACACGGUACCAAUCUAUGAAGGCUAUGCCCUCCCACAUGCCAUCCUGCGUCUUGACCUGGCAGGGCGUGAUCUGACUGAUGCCUUUAUGAAAAUCUUAACCGAACCUGGUUACUCUUUUACCACCACUGCUGAGCGUGAAAUUGUGAGGGACAUGAAGGAGAAACUAGCCUAUAUUGCUCUUGACUAUGAACAAGAGCUAGAGACAUCCAAGACCAGCUCUUCUGUGGAGAAAAGCUACGAACUGCCAGAUGGCCAGGUUAUCACCAUUGGGGCUGAACGAUUCCGCUGUCCAGAAGUCCUCUUCCAGCCAUCCAUGAUUGGGAUGGAAGCUGCUGGCAUUCAUGAAACUACAUACAAUUCUAUCAUGAAGUGUGAUGUCGAUAUUAGGAAAGAUCUUUAUGGCAAUAUUGUUCUCAGUGGUGGUUCCACCAUGUUCCCCGGUAUAGCUGACAGGAUGAGCAAGGAAAUUUCAGCCUUAGCUCCAAGUAGCAUGAAGAUUAAGGUGGUAGCACCACCAGAAAGAAAGUACAGUGUCUGGAUUGGUGGCUCCAUUUUGGCAUCUCUCAGCACCUUCCAACAGAUGUGGAUUGCAAAGGCAGAGUACGAUGAAUCCGGGCCAUCAAUUGUCCACAGGAAAUGCUUCUAAAGAUGGAUCCAGAGAUAUAUACCUACACAUUUUGUAUCAAGAAAAUGCUUCUAAUCAAGUGGAUGCUGUUUUAUCUCCUUUCCCUCAAUUUUCUCCCCGUUUCCUUCAUUUUGAUUUCGUUUUUCUAUUUUUGUUUUCUGGUCUCCAAAGAUGAGCUUGGGACGAUUCAAAAAUUUUUUUUAGAAGAAUUAUAUAUAUAUAUAUUUUUUGGUUAUUGGACAAGUAAUUCUUUUCAUAAUUAUUUUUAUAAAUUAAUUACUGCAAU